AUGCCUCCAUCACCAUGUUUUACGGGCCUCCCCACUGAGGUCCGCUUGCAAAUCUACGAAUUUUACUUUCAUCUUCCAGGUGGUCUGAUCUAUUCCCACGACAAACAAAAGCUCGUUGCAAAGGAUCCAGAGGAAAAGCUGGAGGUUUCCUUAAUGUUCACGUGUCGUACCACAGCUGCCGAGACUCAAGGUCUGCCUUUCGAGUUCAACACGGUCACUUUUACCACGGGCUGUCACACAAGCAACUACAGCCAUGCUGGGGAAUAUUCACAAACUCUCCUCCUGCUUCACAAUCAGCGUUUCGAAGUCCUCAGCUACAUGCGCCCAGCAAUCUCAGAGGAAAUCUAUGACGAAACAACUUCGAGAUUUCCGCUCUUCAAACCAGUGCUAGAUGCCAUCAAGGAACACUGGCCGCAGAAUGGGGAGGAUAACGAGGAUUUCAUACGCGAAAUCGCUCGAUGGGGUGAUGUGCCUUUUUCUGCACGAGAAGCAGUAGCCCUCACAUGCCAGUUGGCACUGCAAUCAAUGGAAAGGGAAACCAUCGCUGCCGUGGCCGGAUACCGGCUGGACAACCCGAAUCUACCUCCCCACGAUGACCCCUUGCGCAUACUCACUCUUGAUCACCAACCUUGGGACAUACCCUCGAAAAGUAAAUUGCAGCGACUGCGAGCUAGCUUAUAUAUGCCACCUCAAGGUGCCUUCUCCUGGGAGCGAGGUAUUAGGAAUGAUAAUGGCAUAUGGAGGAAUUCUAGUCAACAUACAAGGCCGUACCACUUCUCCGCGGCUGCAGUAGCUAUUCAUUUUCUCCAGCAGCUGUCUGUCAAGCAACGAGCGCAUUUUCGAAAUAUCGUGCUACGCGAGGACUCCGAGUCCGUCGCUUUCCCAGCAUGUCACGCUCGCGGACUCAUUCCUUUCUGCCAGGAGAACCCUUGCCUUCGCAUCGAGAGGCGAGUUAAUUUAAUCGGUAACGUUUUAGAGGUCCCUGAAAGUCUAUGUCUCGCACGUGACAGGUUCAUAUCCGACAUGUCCAAAGCAUUGGCGGUCUGGCUUGUUGAGGCAAUGGACCUGGAGCCUGCCGGCAUGCCACCCAAUGCCUUCAGCUUUGUUCUCGACGAUGAUCAGGCGCCGGACAGGGCGAUGGUCGCCUUUGACAAAGUUUACCAUAGGUGCCUCACUUGGCAGCGCCAUAUGGAGAGUGAAUACGAAAGCGGCGACAAGGACACCAGGCGCUUCUUCCAAUUGACGAAGAAUAGGCUGUAUAUUUUGGAUGGAUUUCCUCGAGCGAUGGAGGAACUCUACCGAAAUAAUGGCAUCCUCCGCUGCAACUUCAACCCAGGUGAACCAAGUGAAGUAACCGAAAGCUCGAUCUGGACCAUGGACGACUACGCGACCAUCGACAUCGUUGACGAACUAGGGUUUGACCAACGUACUGUCAUGCUUCACUUUAACCAUGCGAUAGGCGAAGUAUUUGGGGAUACUGAACUUCCGGGUCUUCUUUGA
Molecule: messenger RNA, 1500 nt
Organism: Clonostachys rhizophaga
Lineage: Eukaryota; Fungi; Ascomycota; Sordariomycetes; Hypocreales; Bionectriaceae
Source: the annotation of a GenBank genome assembly